Astrephomene gubernaculifera is the source of this 4828-nucleotide messenger RNA. The record is from the annotation of a GenBank genome assembly. NCBI's taxonomy places the organism in Eukaryota, Viridiplantae, Chlorophyta, Chlorophyceae, Chlamydomonadales, Astrephomenaceae.
GCAUUACCUUAUAAUCUAAACGCACUCCAACCAAAAUUCUAACCUGAAAUAGGUGUGAUACAGUAUCUGAUACAGAGCUGGACCGUCGCACUUCUUCUUUUUACCUGCUUUUCAUUGGGGGACUUGCUAAUCCGGACAACAGGUUAUAAAAAGGAUCCAGACGCGAAGGGCGCUUUUCGUGGGACUUAACAGCGGCGGCCUGACGUGCACCUCAGGAUAAGCGCACUGAAUUGGCAUUUGAAGGAGCCUGUAGGCAUUCGGCAAGAGCGUACCCUGGCUGCGUGACUGCUGGCGGCGAAGGUGUAAACAUUGGCUGAAGAACAUUUCAAGGUCGACUCGCUGAAGCGAGCUGGAGUUGCUCUCAAAUGGCGUUCCUCAAUCGGCUCUUUAAUCGCAAAAGCAAAACAGAGCUCGUGAGCAGCCAGGCGACACAGCAACAACUUCGCCGUUCUCUCACAGACCCGAACCCACCAACCAUCGCGAGCCAACGAGCCAGGACAUCGUCAAGCGAUGAACGGGACACUUUUGACAUUUACGCGCCGUCAAGGUUGUCGAGACCUAGGAGAGUCGGUUGUGAUUUCACGCGGGCGAAGACGAGCGUUGAGAGUGGCUCAGUGCGCAGCUCAAACUCUUCCGCAGCGGACCCGGCAUACAACAUAGCAGAUGGCGUGAAGGGUCAAUAUAGACAGCUUAAGCCACUACAUCGCUCAAGGCUUCAUACCAUUAUGGCGGCACAGGAUCGCAGCAGCAAACGGACGGUUGUCAUGAAAACCGUUUACAAGUCGCGCCUAAGUGCCGCGAUGCGAACCAAGCUGGAAAGCGAGGUCCAGCACUUGCGGACGCUAGCAGGCGUGCCCGGAGUCGUGCAGUACCUGAACCACUUUGAGGACGACGAGUGCUUUUACAUCGUCCUGGAGCGCUGCCCAGGCCUCACGCUCAUCGAGCUCAUAGCCAACUGCGGCGGGCGGCUGCCUGAGCACGUCCUGGUGCCGUACAUCCUCAUCCCGCUGACGCUACUGCUGGCGGAUCUGCACCGGAGGGGUGUCGUACACCGGCAGUUGAAACCCGAGCAUGUGCUGUGCUGUCACGAGAGCGCGAGCAUCACGCUGGUGGAUUUCGCGGAGGCGGUGAACGCCAAGCAGCGCUGCUUGAACAACCGGGCUGGGGCUUUGGAGUACAUGGCUCCCGAGGUGCUUGACAAGCCCACUGCCGAGGAGGUGUUCCACCAGGUGCUCAGCCGGGGCAUCAGCGAGGAGGAGCUGCCGCAGUACGACGAGAAGGCGGAUGUCUGGAGUCUGGGUGCCCUCACCUACGAGGCCCUCACCGGCUGCCAGCCCUUCCUCGCCGACUCGCCGGCGGACAUGGGCGCCCUGCAGCGGGAGCUCCUCGCCUCCUCGGAGCCGCCCUCCGCACCCACCACACCCUCCGCAGCGGGGGGUGGCAGUCAGCGGCUGUUCGCCGGACGGUCUCUGUCCCCCGAGGCGCGCUCCUUCCUCACUCAGGCACUGCAGCUGGACCCGACCCGGCGGCCCUCCGCGGAGGCGCUGCUGCAGCACCCGCUGCUGCGGCGCUACUGGACCAGGUACCAGGAUAAGCAGGUGGCGCUGCUGGCGUCGUCGUCGGUGGGCUCCGUCGCGGCUGCAGCAGCGGCGGCGGAGGCGGGAGGAGCAGCAGCAGGAGCAGUGCCGGCGGUGGCGGUGGCGCCUGCUCCGCCGCCGCGGGCGUUAGCACGGCCUGUGUGGACGGAGGUGGGUAUUGCGGCGGUGGCGGCAACGGGGAGUCCGAUGCGUGGGUCGGUGAGGGGGCCGACGGCGGUGACGCCGGCGACGGCGUGUUGUGGAGCGCCGUCGGAGGUGGCGCAAGCGAACGUGCUCGUUGCGGCGCCUCUGCAGUUCUCCGUACGGUAGGAGGAUUGGAGAGGAGGAUGAAAGGGAGGGAGAAAGCGUUGCGCAAUGGCGGGCUGGAUUGGAUUACCAACAGCAUCCGUUGGAGCUAUGAAGGGGCUGCAGCAGAGAAAGUCCCGUCCCGUCCUGCCAACAACUUGAGCUUACUUGGUGUGUUUUUGUGUGUGGUUGACGCGUUUGUUUUUGUGGAAAAACGGGCGUCCAGGACCCCGCUUAGGCGCCUGUUCGAUUGGUUCGCAAGGUAGAAAGUCGUUAACACGGCGAAUGCCAGGGAAUGCAAGUCGAGCCCUUUGGAUUUGGGCAGGGCAGGAAUUCAAACGUGUGGCUUCCCAACCUCUUCCAAAGAAAGAGGUUGUGUGGAUCUUUGCUUUUUGCCUAAACAUUCAAAAAAGGAAAAGGGAACUCAACCCCAGCGUGUGUCGUUGCUUAUGUGUGCUUGGUUGCCGCUGCUGCUGCUACAGCUGAUGGUGGCGUUUAGGAGGGAGUUUCAGGUCGCUACCUUAGUAGGGAACUGAAAAGGAGGCUUGCAUGCUUUUGCUAAGCCUAUAUACUACUUAUCAGAGCGAGGGGCGAUGAUGAGAGGUUUGUGUGCUUGUGCGCCGAUGACGAAGAGAACCCAAGUUCUGGGUAUAUGGAGCGAUGCAGUUACAUGCGGGCGGUUGUUCGCUGAAGUCGGGUUUGCUGGUGGGUCUGUGGCGUGGUGCUGCGGCGGCUUGUUGCGUUCCCAGCUGCUGUUAUCAGUGGGGGGAGGGCGCAACGGACAGCGCUUUUUGCCGGCGGCAACACCCCUAGCACUUUUCCCAAGUGUGUUGUUUGCCAGCUGUGUUUCUCGAUCAAUGGUACGCUCGACCUUCCUGGAAAGGAUCGUACAUCGGAAUCUCUCCCCAAGAUCCAAGUAUCCGGAUUUCAAGAUCCAUUGAAGCUAGAGUCGUCGUGAAGUUGCGGUUACACAUGCGCGUUUAGGUGCUGUUGGCGAAUAGCGAUGGGCGCUUGUUGCUAUUCGAUAUCGACGUUGGACGAGCAAACUACGAAGGAACAAGGGCUGGUUAUACCGGUAGCUCUAGGGUUUGUGUGCAAGGCGAUGCAAUGCAAGUGAGUGUGCGGUGUGUGAUGAUGACUGUGCGCAGGAAGUGUGAGAAGGUGUGCGAGCAGCUGAGGGCCGUAUUGGAACUACAAAGCUCCGCUUGGCAGGCUUUGUAUUGUCCGUGCGGUUCUUCGUCGAGGCGUUUCGGGUUGUGGGCUGGUCAGGGUGUAUGGCGUUGAGGGUACAAGUGGAGGGGUAUUUGUGUGCGCUUAGGGAGCAUGGCGCAUUUGAGGAAUUGAGGGAAUUGUUUCCUGGCUGUGCAACAGCCGUUUAUGUGCGGGUCGGGUGGGGUGAGGAGCAAUGAGGAGCGGAUUAUGGGGCUGACGGCGACCCACGGGUCAGUCCACCGGCUUGCACGGGACUUCUUGCAGCGCAGUAUCGUUACCACAACCCAAGCGUUGUUGGUUUCGGCCACAUUGGUGACCCUAGUCCCUAGCAUACCCCGUGUUCAGCCGGGUAGACUGAGGGCGAAUGGAAGCUCUGGGUGAUGCCUUGCGGCUGUUUUGCUUUUUGGCGCUUUACAGAAAUGCGCACCAAUCCGCGGCGAUUGCACAAUGGAACAACAAACCUUACACGACAAUGCGCAAAUGCAUGAGUGCCUUGGCAUGGCAUGGCCGUCCUUAAUUUUGGGGCGCAACAUUGAGCGAAGAGGAUGGCUUGUUUUUCUGCCGAUUAAAUCAACGUGCGAAGUGAUGCGAGGAGCCCUCUGAUACGGUAUGAGUGUGACACUGUUCGUUUCAUCGAGUCUGGAACUUUGACACUUCUAUUCGUGUUUGCGGUUGUGUGCUAUUGUUUGGUUAUUCUGUGGAAGAUAAUGGGAGCGGUGAGACGGUAGGAGCGGUGCUGCACGCUUGAAUGCGUGUGGCAGUCUGAUGUUUUGACUGAUCGAAUGUUAUUCGCUGCUGUCGGGAAAAAUGUGCGCUAGUGAGGAGCGAGGAGAAAGAAAGGCUAUCGGUGUUGGUGUUAGGAGUGCUGCUGGUGCCGGUGCUGUUGAACACGCGCUUUGUGGUGGCCUGCUACAGGGGUGCUUAAUGAACGGUGUGCACCAUGGUGAAGGAGAUGAUGUUGGCGAUGCCGCCUGGCUCCAGCAGUGGAAGUGUGGAGAGAAGCAAGGGUGGUGUGAGGUGUGCUCGAUGGGCUCACGAGGGGCAUGGCAAGCAGAGUAACACCUCAAGCAAAGCACACGCAUACCACGUCUUUAUGGCCCGGGCCGUAUUCUGUUUACAUGUUUACUCGCGCACUGUUGUAAAAAAAGGGAGGGCUGUGGAUUGGAGAGGGGUUGAGUAGAGCGAGAGGCGGUUUCCCUAACGGUGCAAUUUCUAUCGUGUGGUGGUUGGUAGUGCUUUUUGUUGUCGUACGUGGGAGUGCCUGCAGCCAUAUGAUGGUGCACUACACGUCGCCGUCGGGCCCUGUGUAUUAGUGUGGUGUCAGUGUAAAGGUUUGGAAUGCGUGUUUUUAGCGUGGGGAGGGGCGCUACCCCGGAGGAGGUAAUCUGCAUACGAACGCUUAUUUGGAAUUGUUGCUACCCGUGCUUCGUUGGGACCCGUUUGGUGGAUAUACUGUCGGUGUAGGCUUUCUAUGUUGCGCGGCGAAGCCGCCCGAUGCUAUGUGGAUAUCACUGGGGCUCCUAAUUGCUCGGCUUCUUGUGUGUGGGAACGGAUGAAUGGUAUUUUUGGGAAUGGCUAUAAUGAUUCAGGCGGGGGUGGGAGGAGCGGAUCCCGUUACAGCAGAAAGAGCUGCCCUGCACAAAAUAAGCGCUGCGCUGCUUUCCUAUGGUCUUGGUGCUUACAAGAGAUCAAUGGACUGGCUCUAAGACACAAAUGUAACCUGGUACGUUUAA